Messenger RNA from Dipodomys spectabilis (banner-tailed kangaroo rat), 1440 nucleotides. It is a transcript of the gene Mad2l2, whose product is annotated as mitotic arrest deficient 2 like 2. The transcript is spliced from 8 exons. Gene Ontology annotation, cellular component: zeta DNA polymerase complex. The record is from RefSeq and is a predicted model, not a curated record. Lineage: Eukaryota; Metazoa; Chordata; Mammalia; Rodentia; Heteromyidae. Bases 436 to 1071 code for a protein of 211 amino acids.
CCGCUGUCGCGGGUUGCGCGGGAUUCGCGAGUAGUCGUCGGUUCUCGCCUGUGGUGGUCACCGAGCUGAGCCUGGGUGGGCGCCGAGGCCGGAGCUGGUGCCGAGAGGUGACCUGGCUGGGCAGAGGGCGGGACUUCUUCCCCCUCGGCUGCGUUUUCCCAUCGUCCUCCCCUGCGCCCCGGGCCCUGCGCCUCCAGCGGUUUCCCUCCGCGUCCGCGGCUUGUUUUUUGGGGGCGCGGGCGACUCGGCGGCGCGCGGGCAGCCGGGGGACUGAGGCCGAUCGCGGUGCGGCUGAUGCUCCCGAGCGUGAGGCCGGGGACGAAGGGGGCCCGUGGCUGCGGCGGUGCCGCGUGAAGGGGCGUCGGGGCGGGACCCGCGGGCCUGCGCCCGGGGCCGCUGGAACCUUCCCCUGCCCAGGCCCCGGUGGCGGGAAGAAUGACCACGCUCACCAGACAGGACCUCAACUUUGGCCAAGUGGUGGCCGACGUGCUGUGCGAGUUCCUGGAGGUGGCCGUGCACCUGAUCCUCUAUGUGCGCGAGGUCUACCCGGUGGGUAUCUUCCAGAAGCGCAAGAAGUACAACGUGCCGGUCCAGAUGUCCUGCCACCCGGAGCUGAAUCAGUACAUCCAGGACACGUUGCACUGCGUCAAGCCACUGCUGGAGAAGAAUGAUGUGGAGAAAGUGGUCGUGGUGAUUCUGGAUAAAGAGCACCGCCCAGUGGAGAAGUUCGUCUUUGAAAUCACCCAGCCCCCCCUGCUCUCCAUCAGCUCAGAUUCCCUGUUGUCCCACGUGGAGCAGCUGCUCCGAGCCUUCAUCCUGAAGAUCAGCGUGUGUGAUGCUGUGCUGGAUCACAACCCCCCAGGCUGCACCUUCACAGUCCUGGUGCACACGAGAGAAGCUGCCACCCGCAACAUGGAGAAGAUCCAGGUCAUCAAGGACUUUCCCUGGAUCCUGGCAGAUGAGCAGGACGUCCACAUGCACGACCCCCGGCUGAUACCCCUCAAAACCAUGACGUCAGACAUCUUAAAGAUGCAGCUGUAUGUGGAAGAGAGAGCUCAUAAAAGCAGCUGAGGCUGCGUCUGCAACCCACGGAGGCCACGGCUGUGUGUCACUGGGGUCCCCAGCCCAGGGCAGGGACCCUGGCUCCCUGACUCCAAGUGCUCUUAUUGCCCCUGUAUGGCGCCUUCUCCCCACAGGGCUGCUCAGGUCGGCUUGCCAGGGUGGAGGAGAGGGCUGGGGAGGUGCGGUUGGGGGAGGGAGGGCCCAGCAGUGAGGGAUGCUGGGCCUGCAGGUUCUCACCUGGUGGGGGAGGGAGGCAGUGAGGGAUGCUGGGCCUGCAGGUCUCACCUCCUGGGGUUCAGUUGUUCACACUGUGCAUCUCAACUACUGUUCUGUGAGGUGUUUCAAUAAAGGGCCCCAAGGGCUGAUGGCUAUGUGUAA